Phaedon cochleariae (mustard beetle) is the source of this 1431-nucleotide messenger RNA. NCBI's taxonomy places the organism in Eukaryota, Metazoa, Arthropoda, Insecta, Coleoptera, Chrysomelidae. The record is from the annotation of a GenBank genome assembly.
AUGAAUUUCUUCAAAAUGGAGAGAAAUCAAGAAUAUCAAGAUACUGAGAGAUUUAUGAAAUUUGAUCCUGAGUUCAAGAAAAGUUUAGAAGAAACUACCUCCACCACUAAUAUGGACAACAGUGUGGAACAUGAAAUUUGUAAUAAUUGCAAAAAAGAAAUUCCUCAAACUAACUAUGUUAUGCACACAAUGCACUGUGCUAGAAACAUAACUUUGUGUAAGACCUGUAGAGAGCCAAUUCCAAAAUCUGAGUAUGAAAAGCAUGAAAAUUCAUGCAAGAAACCAACUGUGAAUAAAAAACCUAUUAUCCCUCCCACAACUUUAGAAAAAAGCUCCUACUUCCAAACUCGGAAAGCUGUUGAAGAUAAGAAAGUUGAAGCAAGAAAAGAAAGGUACUUACAGAAGAUGGACAGACUUGUUGACUCUGGUUACAGUUUCAAGGAAAACUCAACAAGAAAAACUGACCAAGAGUUUGCCGGGAAAUCUGCAUACUCAUCAAAUAAUAGCUUUGACUCUAGGAGUGUGCAUCAAAAUGGUCUCUCUAAUACCUCAAUGAAAGAGGUAAAGAUGGAUUCUGCUCUGAAAAAAGAACAAGAACAAGGUGCUGCAGCAGCUGCCUUACCACCAAUGAAGAAACCACAACCGAAACCUACUGGUUUGUUGGCUUGCAGGUACUGUGAACUUGAACUGCCAAAAUUGGAGUUGGAGGACCAUGAAAACUACUGUGGAACAAGGACUGAUAAAUGCCUGGAGUGUGGAGAACUGGUUAUGUACAAGAACAAGCAAGUGCAUUUGGAUUCCAAUCAUGGAUUUGUGAAACUCAAAGAUGAGCCAGGUCCACGGCCAUCUUGGGACUCGUCAACCGAACGUACUGGUUCGACCUCGUCUGAUUACACCAGAAGAAGGCCUCCAAUGCUCCGAUCUUUCACGGACUUCGAUUAUGACCCAAUGCCCUAUCUACCGUCGACUUAUCAACCAUCAGGGGGAGCGAAGAAAAAGGAAGGGGAGAGCUACAAGGAGAUUUCUAGGAGGUUGGACUGUAAAACAGAGUACAUCAGAAAUCUCCUUCAUGAUUCUGCUGGUAUAACUGUGCCAUUAAGACGUAGUGGGACGCUACCCAGAAAUCAUUUCAACCAUACUAAAGGGCCAGCUCCUCAGCCACCGGCGUCCAGAAGACGAAACCCCCCCACGGAAUUGGUGAUACCGUGCGAAUUUUGCGCAGUGCCUGUUCCGCACGACGAGCUUAUCCAGCACGAGACGGGAUGCCGGCCAGACCUGGCGAGGUUCAAUCCGCGCAGAAGGUCGCCCGAACCCGAUGACUAUUUCAUUGCCCCCCAGCCAAGCUCGCCCGAGGUCGAACUGCCCUGCGAAUUCUGCGGCGACAUGAUACCCGCCUCUCAGCUUUUGGGCCACCAAGUCAGGUGUUCUUGA